UCAUUACUAAACCCCUUGGAUCCCUCCAUUUCUCAAUAUUUCAUUUAUACCCCAAAAUGAAGUAUUCACUUUUUCUAAUCCUUUCACUCUCGUCCCUCUUCUUCACAGCACUCUCACACCCAAACCCCUUCUCCGACGGUGUAAAGCCGAAGCCGGUUCUCGACGCCGACGGCGGGAAGUUGCAGGCCGGCGUUAACUAUCUCGUCCUCCCCGUCGUCCGGGGAAGAGGCGGCGGGCUCUUGCCGGCCAACGUCAACGAUAACACAUCAUGCCCACGUGACAUCAUCCAAGAAGCCAGCGAGAUUCAGACCGGUCUGCCGGUCGUGUUGUCCCCGGUCGAUGACUCGACCGGCGCCGGUUCGGUUCCCUUGUCAACCGACAUCAACGUGAAAUUCUUCACCCCCACGGUUUGCUCCAACGAGACGGUGUGGACGGUCGGGAGGUACGACGCGCUGUCGAAGCAGUACUUUGUGGUGACCGGCGGCGUGGAAGGGAAGCCCGGGCCGGAGACGGUUGCGAACUGGUUCAAGAUAGAGAAAGUGGAGUCGGAUUACAAGUUCGUGUUCUGUCCUAGCGUGUGUACCACGUGCGAGGUUGUCUGUAAAGAUGUAGGAAUCUAUGUCGGAGCCAAAGGUACGAGGUUCUUGGCUCUGAGUGAUACUCCAUUGUUGGUUAUGUUCAAGAAGACGUUCCCAUGGGGCGCCACCACCGACUCUCCGCCGCUCCCUCCGGCGCCGGUACACCCUGCGCCUCCACCGCCUGAAGCUUCAUCGGCCGUUGCAAACUCUCUUUUCUAUGCCUCUGUCCUUUUGCCAUUUUCGUUCUUGCUCUCCUUUUUCUAGGUUAUUUUGUUUUAAAUCCCUAGUACUGUACGUUUUUCGUUUGUGUGUUUUUUUUGGUUUUGUGGUUUUGGACUUUUGGUCACCUUAGUCAGGUGCCGCACUGUCGCUAGUGUUUUCUGUGACCUGAUAUGGAUGAAUAAUGCAAACGUUUUAGCGGUUUUGCAUUGCUAUA
Molecule: messenger RNA, 1014 nt
Organism: Ipomoea triloba (trilobed morning glory)
Lineage: Eukaryota; Viridiplantae; Streptophyta; Magnoliopsida; Solanales; Convolvulaceae
Product: kunitz trypsin inhibitor 5-like
Exons: 1
Coding region: 57-842 (261 amino acids)
Molecular function (GO): endopeptidase inhibitor activity
Source: RefSeq, a predicted model, not a curated record